Molecule: messenger RNA, 3519 nt
Organism: Linum trigynum
Lineage: Eukaryota; Viridiplantae; Streptophyta; Magnoliopsida; Malpighiales; Linaceae
Source: the annotation of a GenBank genome assembly
AAACAAAUAACAUGUGUAACAAUUAAACCUUAAAUCCCAGAACAAUAACAUGCGUAACAUGUAGAUGUAAUCAACAUCCAAGGGUGGAGCUACAUUAGCCCUCGGAAGAUCCCUGUCCACUCCGAAAAAUAUUGGAAGUUAUGUAUAAAUGGUUUGGGAUAAAACAUAUAAAAUUAAGUGAGUUUGUAAAAUAAUCAGAGUGCAAAUUUCUUUUUUGAUGAAUCAGUAAAUUCUAUUUCUUACUAGCAACAAUAUGGUUAGUGGAGGUUCAAAUAGGGGCAUUGUUCGUAUACCACACCUAAUAGCAACAACUACAUAAACAAACUAAAAGAGUAUGGAAUCAAGCAUUGUUAAUCUAUUACAACACCAGAGAAAGGCAAUUCAAUUUUCUUCAAACUAGCAUAAGCUCUAUACCUCAGGAACUCCAACAAAGUCGUUCAAUUUCAGUCUUAAUGAUCUUCAGUAAGGCACUUGCAUCUCGACAACACCUGCAUAAAUUCUGUAGCAGCUCUCACUUCCUAUUAAAACUUCAUGAUUAUUCUUUUCCAAGGCUACUUAUAGCCCAAAUCAGGUCACCAUCUCAUAGUUGCCGAGUAGCAUGACUAGUAUAUCUCCCCAAUAGACGUCCAAACAAAUUUUUCUAGAAGUGGCAAGCAGGGAAUAGAUGAUUUGUAGCUUCCUGCCCAUUCUUGUAGAGUACACACCUCAUCGAACCUAAAUAUCUCCAGUUCAACAUUUAAUCCCUUGUGUAAAUACCUCCAAGCCAAAAAACUAUUACAAGGAAUAGAGGCACCUUUCCAUUAAAUUUAGGGUUAAUAUUUUCGUAUGGCCUGAACUUUGACAAUAAUAAAUAUCAUGGCCAAUCUUUUCGAUCUAUAACAUCCUGGCCCGAAUUAUACAUCAAAAUAAACAAUUUGGCCAGAUCCGACUUUUGACCGUUAACUUGGACGGUCAAACGCGUUGACUAAUGGUCAACGCGCCAUGUCACUGCCAACUCAACAAGUUUCAAUUAAUUUUUUUUUUAAUUUACACCAUUUUCAUUUUCUAUCCUAAAUCAUUUUGACAAAAAAAAAAUCAAUUUUGGGCCAAACCUUUCUGCAAGUUAACGAUGGAAAAUCCCAAUUCGUAUAUUCACUCCAACAUCGUCGGAUUGGUGACCUUACUCGAGAUCUGCAAAUCGGCAGAAACCCAGCCCGCCGUCGUCUGGGCGUCGUCGAGCUCCGUCUACAGGCUCAACGAGAAAUCCCCCUUUUCCGAAUCGGACGGAACCAACCAGCCGGCGAGCCUCUACGCUGCUACAAAAAAAUUCGGAGAAGAAAUCACCCACACCUACAACCACAUCUACGGAUUAUCCAUCACCGGGAUGAGAUUCUUCACGGUUUACGGACCUUGGGGCCGACCCGGCAUGGCAUACUUCUCCUUCACCAAGAACAUUUUGCAGGGGAAGCUGAUUACCGUCUACUGGGGGGAAAUCGGGAUGAUUUGGCCCGGGAUUUCACCUACAUCGACGACGUCAUGAAAGGGUGUUUGGGCUCGCUGGAGACCGAAGGGAAGAGUACCGGUUCGGGCGGGACAAAUCUUUUCGUUUUCACAGAUCUCCUCGACAUGUCUCUUUCUGCAAACCUUCGACGACGACGGAGGCGCUGGGCUAUUCUGUCCUUCUCUACAACAACGUUGGCGGUCGGAGCGAUGGAAGAAGAGAUGAGAGGAGACGAGACGAAGAAGGUGAAGAAUGAGGUUAGGGCAGGGGCUGUUGGGGAUAUUCCCCAAAUUGAAUAAAAAAUUUCGUUCAAAAUUAUUAAGGAAAGAAAAUGGAAAUAGGUGUGAAUUAAAAAAUAAUAAUUGAAACUUGCUGAGUUGGCUGUGACAUGGCGCGUUGACCGUUAGUCAACGUGUUUGACCGUCCAAGUUGACGGUCAAAAGUCGGAUCUGGCCAAAUUGUUUAUUUUUAUGUAUAGUUCGGGCCAGGAUGUUAUAGAUCGAAAAGAUUGGCCAGGAUGUUUAUUUUGGUCAAAAUUCAGGCCAUACGAAAAUAUUAACCCUUUAAUUUAUGACCAAAAGUCCUUUGGUUUCCUUGGUCUAACCACUUCCCAUGUUUUCUUUUAAUAGAGUAAGUAUUCAUUGGACGGGAAUUUUGAUGAACCACUCCCUCAAUCACAUAAAAGAAUACCACAUUCCUCAUUUUUAAUAUUUUUCUCCAGUUCUAGGUCCGAAAUUUGUUCUCCUCCUUUUGGAGACCCCUCAAAAACACACAUUUUCUAGGAUUUGAUUUCAGACCUGAGAGGGUUUUAAAUUGUGUCAACACCCUUUGUAUAUUUUAAAAGCCAUGGUUAGAAGCAACAAUGAACACAAAGAGAUCAUCGACAAAGCAAAGAUGUGUUAUUUUGGGUUUUUUUUACACAUAAGGUGAAAAGAGAACACUCCUUCCUUUUCUAUUCUAUACAGUAAAUAGGAGAAGACCUUCGUAGACAAGUAUGAAGAAAGAGGGUCCCCUUGUCUAAAUUUUUUCCAUCUACGAAAUACCUUAUAGACCCUCCAUUGAAACAUACACUCAUCAUAGGGAUCCUUGCACAGAUUCUAAUCUAGUCUAUGAACAAGACAGGGAAACCCAGAUUCUUCAAAUAAAUUUUCAAAAUUUAAAAAAAAACUAAUGCUAGGGUUUUGGGGGUUAAACCCCUAGUACCUCAGAGAAAGAGAACUACCUCAUAAAGGGGGGAAGAAGAUACAUAGGAAGAAUUUGAAGAAGACUUAAGUUGGGGGAGAUCUCCCUUGCUUCUUGGCUCCUCCUCCUUCUUCUCUUCUUCUAAUUCCUUCAACUUCUCUCUUUAACAUCUAAGUCAAAAACCAGAACUUUUCAAGUGAUUUCAGCUCUCAAAUAAAGGGGAGUGGAUCCCCUAUUUAUAGAGAUAAGGUAGUGGACCAAGCUCACGGCUGGACAGGUAAAGAUCGCAGGCGUGAUAUUUGGAAGAGAGGUCGCAAUCUUAAGGGUCGCUAUUUUACGGCUUGCUGGAUGUGGAGUUCGAGGCCUAACAUCAUGGUCACAAUCUGAGAUGUCACAACCGUGAACUUUAUCUCUGAUCCUCCUUUGGUGGCUACUCCUGAAGUUCUUGCCCUUGGCUCCAGAUUUUGUGGUUGUCAUCUCGGCACCGAAGGCCUCGAUCUCGGUGCUCUAGUUAGCGCUCUCUCUCUUUAUGGUCUUGAUCUCCUUGCUCCCGGCCGUGAUCUCUCAUUUAUGCAUAUAAUCCUACACUUGUGACCCCUUUUUGUACCUAAAGCGUUCAUAUAAUCUAAAAUACCCUAAUAUAACAAUAUUAUCUUCGAGGAAUGAAUUAAGGAUGUGUUUGAUGACAUAUCAACCAAUGAGACCACGAAAUGACUCAAAGUCAGCUUAAAUAUAGAGGCUAAAUAACACUAUUUUGGGUGUUAUCAUGUAUGCCCUAACUUUGACCUAAAAGGAAUUUUCUCUCUCCUAGGUCAAGAACAACCAAAGAUUACUCAUACUAAAGUUAGAGAUUAAUA